GAAGCGGCGGCGGCGGCGGCGGCUGCGUGCGCAGGAAGUUCUCUACUCUCCGGGAGCAUGAGGGGGAAGAGGCGGCGGCGCUGGCGGAGGUUUGGCGAGGCGAGGACGGAGCGGGGCUGAGCCGGCGGAGGCUGCCGAGCCGGGGAGAGGAGGAUUUUCUGACAUGUUGGCUGAGGAUGAAUUCCUGAGAUCGCCACCAAGGAAGACGGUCAGAUUCGGCGGUACUUUGGCAGAGAUCCUACUGAAAUAUAAACAGGGCAAGACCACUGAGUUUGAUCUGCUGAAGCAUCAGCUGUUGGAUCCAGACAUAAAAGAUGACCAGAUUAUUAACUGGCUCUCUGAAUUCCGGUCUUCUAUUACAUUUUUGACCAAGGAGUUUGAACAACUAAUUACCAUCCUGUUGAAAGUGCCAUGGUUGAGACGAAGCCAGCCUGUGGUGGAGGAGUACCUAGCUUUCCUGAGUAACUUAGUGUCUGCUCAGACAAUCUAUCUGAGGCCAUGCCUGCAAAUGAUCGUCUCGCACUUCGUACCCCCCCGAAUAACCAUCCGGGAGAACGAUGUAGAUAUCUCUGAUUCAGACGAUGAUGAAAAUGUUGUCGAGAGCUUCACCACCUGCCACAGAGCACUGCAGACAAUUGUGAAAUACGUCCCUUUGACUCCACAAUUUCUAAUGCCAGUGCUGGUUGAAAAAUUUCCCUUUAUUAAUAAAUCAGAAAGAACGUUACAAUGUUAUCUCCAUAAUUUGCUACGAAUAAGCGUAUAUAUCCCAUCAUUAAGGCAUGACAUUUUGGAGCUGGUUGUUGAGAAGCUGCUAAAAAUUGAUGUAAGCGCCCCCAAAAAAGAUAUCGAAGCUGCCGAAGAAGAUGAAGAGAGAAACAGUGAGAAGGGACUCUUCAAUAUGGAUGAAGAUGGGGAGAAUGCAGAGAAGAGUGACAUCAUGGCUCACCCCAUCGCAGAACGCCUCGACAUCUUGAUGAUCGUGAUGUUUUCCUACAUUAAAGAUGUUUGCUACGUUAAUGGGAAAAUUGAUGUUGGCAACACCAAAGACUUAUACCGAGACCUUGUGGCUAUCUUUGAUAAGCUGAUUUUAACCACCCACGGAUCAUGUCACGUGCAGUUCAUCAUGUUCUACCUCUGUGGUUUCAGAUUGGUAAUUGCAGAGGCUUUUGUGGAGCAUCUCUGGAAAAAGCUACAGAAUCCAAACAUUCCCGCUGUGAUCCGCCAAACCACCGGGAACUACAUUGGCAGCUUUUUGGCCCGGGCCAAGUUUAUUCCCAUUGUGACCGUGAAAGCCUGCUUAGAUCUCCUGGUCAGCUGGCUGCACACUUACAUCGACAACCAGGGCACGGGGUCCCGAGCAUUUUGCGACGUCGCGCUCCACGGUCCGUUCUACGCAGCCUGCCAGGCUGUGUUCUACAUCGUCAUCUUUCGCCACAAGCAGCUCCUGGAUGGAAAUCUCAAGAAAGGUGAGCAGAAGUUCGCCAGACAAGGAGAAGAAGAAUCAAUUCCUCUGAUCUUCUGUUUUCAAGGUUUGGCCUACUUACAAAGCUUAAACUUUGAGCGCAUUGUUCUGUGUCAGUUAAACCCCUUGAAGGUCUGCCUGCCAACCAUUGUGAGUCUCUUUGCUGCCCUGACCAGGAAGUACCAGGUGGCCUUCUGUGACACCAUCAUUGAGAGAAACCGGAGACAGAUACUGCCAGUUGUCCGAAGCAGCUGUGGGGGAGAAUCUGUUGAGACGGCCACAAACCCGCUUGACAGUUUUUUCCCGUUCGAUCCUUACAUUCUUAAAAAAUCAAAGAACACAAUCAAUCCUUUAUAUCAAUUUUGGGAAGAGCAGAGCGCUGAGGACCUCAAGGAGACGGCAGAACCUAUCAAUGAGGGCAAAGGAGAAGAGGAAGACGAUUUCUUGAGGGGUGAAACUCCCCAAAACGAUGGCAUGAUCAGCGUGACGCCGAGCUCCUUCAAUGCUCUUGUUCACAAUUCAGAAACCAGUCUUGGAUCAUCCCCCAGUUGAACUGCAGCUGCAGCUCUGAUUCUUUGGACAGCAACAGAUAGCAACGACAUAUGAGACCCUUGGCAGGAGAUGGGGGAACAGUUUCUAAAUUCUUCAUUUCUUGCAUUAAUUCAGCUAUCAAAACUGAACUUUUGCAUCCCGGACAGGAUGAUACGUUAAGCUUUUUGUACUUUAUUUACUACAAAAAGCUGCAAGUAUCAGAACCAUUAGACUUUUACGUUACUUUUUUUCCCCCUUUUGCGUUUCCCUAUUUUGGGACAGGUCCCUUCUGAUUUAACACAACACUGAACCACUGAUCCAGAGAAUGAUCGUGCUACAUGUUGAUGAUGCCUGUGGAUUGAAAAGGCAAAGCUACAUUUUCAAAGCAAACUUGCUCAUCAGAACCCAGAGAUCUGCUUCUUCGGGUUAAAAAAAGGGAGGCCUGUUUGAAUAGAGCUUUUACAAGAUUCCUGCGUGAUCCAAGAAUAUGAUAAGAGCGUCAAAAGUUACGCCAUAACAAUCUGAGACACUCAUAUUCAGGGGAAUUGUAUAAAAUAAGAUUUGUGGUUAUUCUGAUUUCUGUUAAAUUACGUUGCCUGUGUCAAAAAAAAAAAAGGAUGUGGCGGCUCAAUGGCUAAGACGCUGAGUUUGUCGAUCAAAAGGUUGGCAGUUCAGUAAUUCGAAUCCCUAGUGCCGCGUAACAGGGUGAGUCCCCCAUUACUGGUCUCAGCUUCUGCCAACUUAGCAGUUUGAAAGCCCGUAAAAAAUGCAAGUAGAAAAAUAGGGACCCCCUUUGGUGGGAAGGUAACAGCGUUCCGUGCGCCUUUGGCAUUGAGUCAUGCCAGCCACAUGACCACGAAGACGUCUUCAGACAGUGCUGGCUCUUCGGCUUUGAAAUGAAAAUGAGCACUGCUCCCUCGAGUCAGGAAUGACUAGCACAUAUGUGUGAGGGGAACCUUUACCUUUUUAUGUCAAAAGAAUAGGAUAGUAUCUGCGUAUAAAAAUACUGGCAUGACAACUGACCCUCAAUACCAUCAUCUAGUAGUGCUCCAUGCCACCGAGCACAACCAGCCAUGUGGCACGCAACUAAAACCUUGUUGUUAUCCCACAGCUGCUACUGGGAGUGAUACGCCCUCUUCUUAUAGUAAAGCCAGCCCUAACUCUGUUGUUUACCCUACUGACUCUAUAUAAAAGUUUUAUCUUCAGUAGCGCGUGUGGUUCAUUGCACAGCAGCCAAAGUGUGAAAAUCACAGGAAGUGAACUUGCCAAGAUUGACACUUCCAUAGACAGCUUGUUCCACCAAAUUCCAGCAAUUUAGAUUUCAAAUUUUGGCCUUUGGAGAGCAGUUUUCCAGCAUCGUGGAAGUAUCUCUGAAGCCGGGUAAUAACGUAGUUUCCAAACACUGGUUUGCAAGUCCCUAUAUGGGACAGUAGUAAAUUUGAGGCAGGAAGGAGUCAUAAAUUGGAAAGGUGAAUGACUUGCAGUUGCCAAGAGGAAUAUUUUUAAGAUGUUACCCUUAACUUUGCCCGGAUAAGAUGAUAAUACUGGCUUGGACUAAGGACCACUUUUGUACCCAAAACUGAAUUACUGUCUUCAGAUCUUGGUCCCAUUCUGCCUGGGCAGACCAAAACCAAAAUUUACAAUUUGUUUUUUUUUUUUUUUUAAUAACUCAAAUCAACAUGGAACAAGAAGCAAGAAUGGUCAUCUCAAAAACGAAACCCACAUUUCAUGAAUCAUGCAAGCAAAUAAUCUUUUUUCAUUAUUAAGGUUUUGUUCUAUUUCUAAUGAAAACUUUUCAUUUUACACAGAUUCUGUCAUUAUUUAAUUCUAUAGAUUAAACGUUAUUUAUUAAAAGUUAA
Molecule: messenger RNA, 3852 nt
Organism: Ahaetulla prasina
Lineage: Eukaryota; Metazoa; Chordata; Lepidosauria; Squamata; Colubridae
Gene: RRN3
Product: RRN3 homolog, RNA polymerase I transcription factor
Exons: 18
Coding region: 164-2014 (616 amino acids)
Biological process (GO): transcription initiation at RNA polymerase I promoter
Cellular component (GO): nucleus
Molecular function (GO): RNA polymerase I general transcription initiation factor activity; RNA polymerase I core binding
Source: RefSeq, a predicted model, not a curated record